Molecule: messenger RNA, 2002 nt
Organism: Megalops cyprinoides (Indo-Pacific tarpon)
Lineage: Eukaryota; Metazoa; Chordata; Actinopteri; Elopiformes; Megalopidae
Product: sterol 26-hydroxylase, mitochondrial-like
Exons: 9
Coding region: 5-1564 (519 amino acids)
Biological process (GO): C21-steroid hormone biosynthetic process; cellular response to peptide hormone stimulus; glucocorticoid biosynthetic process
Cellular component (GO): mitochondrial inner membrane
Molecular function (GO): iron ion binding; monooxygenase activity; oxidoreductase activity, acting on paired donors, with incorporation or reduction of molecular oxygen
Source: RefSeq, a predicted model, not a curated record
UAAAAUGUUCACCGCGGCUGUUCUCAGACCGGCCGUGCGCCCCGUGCGAUGCUGGGCAGCGAUGCUGGACGGUACUUCGCGCAGGCUUAAGUCAGGCACCGACGGAUUAAAUUUACAAACAGCGGGCACAGAUGGAGUUAAAUUAAAGACCAUUGACGAUUUGCCCGGACCAAGCUUGGCUACUACUGUCUACUGGCUAUUCGUGAAGGGGUAUGCGGACAAGAGCCACGCGAUGCAGGUCGAGCACCGGCGGCUGUACGGCCCGAUCUGGCGGUCGCGGUUCGGUCCCUUUGACGUGGUGAACGUGGCGACGGCGGAGCUCAUCGCGCAGGUCAUCCGGCAAGAAGGGCGGUACCCGUACCGGACCGACCUGCCGCACUGGAAAGAGUACAGAGACCUGCGAGGACAGAGCUACGGACUUCAUGUGGCUAAGGGCGAAGAGUGGUACCGUAUGCGCAGCGCCCUGAACCCCAAGAUGCUGAAGCUGCAGGAGGUGUCCGCCUUCGCCCCUGUGAUUCACCAGGUGGUCGACGACCUGCUGCGCCGUGUGGAGCGUCUGCGUCUGCGCAGCAGCGACCGGGCCACCGUCUGCGACCUCACCGGGGAGCUCUACAAGUUCGGAUUUGAAAGCGUUUGCUCCAUCCUGUUUGAGACGAGGCUGGGCUGCCUGGAGGACGAGAUCCCGCCGGACACCCUCCGCUUUAUCGCCGCGGCGGGGAACAUGCUGCGGCUGUCCGAGCCGGUCCUCUUUUUCCCCCGCUGGACCCGCGGCAUCUUCCCCUUCUGGACCCAGUUCGUCAGCGCCUGGGAUGACCUCUACGGCGUGGCCCAGCAACUAAUUGACGCAAAAGUUGAGGAGAUCAACGACAUGGUGAAGCGCGGGGAGGAGGUGAAGGGGAUGUACCUGACCUACCUGCUGUUCAGUGGCAAGCUGUCUCUGGGAGAGGUGUACAUCACCCUCACUGAGCUGCUCCUGGGUGGGGUUGACACGACAUCCAACACCCUGUCUUGGACGCUGUACCACCUGGCCUGGGACCAGGCGAUUCAGGAGCGGCUGUACCAGGAAGUCACCUCUGUGUGCCCAGGACAGAGGCUUCCCACCACAGAGGACCUGACCAAGAUGCCUUACCUGAAGGCCAUAAUUAAGGAAAUCCUCAGGAUGUACCCGGUGGUUCCUGGGAAUGGGCGCCUCACAGUGGAGAACGAGGUGGUUGUAGACAACUACUGGUUCCCCAAGCAGACACAGUUCCACCUGUGCCACUAUGCUGCAAGUCACGAUGAGGCGGAGUUUCCCGAGCCGGAACGCUUUUUCCCCGACCGCUGGCUGAGGGGGACUCCGACACAGUCCCAGCACCACCCUUACAGCUCCAUCCCGUUUGGGAUAGGGGUUCGAGCCUGCGUGGGCAAACGAGUAGCCGAGCUGGAGAUGUAUUUUGUUCUGUCCCGGCUGAUGCAGCAUUACGAGGUCCACCCAGAGGAGGGGGCGCCGCCCAUAGAGCCCAAGACUCGGACUCUCCUCAUCCCCUCCAAGCAGAUAAACCUGCGCUUCCUCCCCCGAGCCUGAAGUUGGCGCCAGAGAGAGGGCAGCCAGUCAGACUGCCUCGGACACUGUUGCAUGUUGGGUUCGUUCGGACCAGGGAUGUAUGAAGUGGACAGUGACAGCUUUGAUGGCCUUUGACUCAUGAAUGUUGUGUCCCCUCCCUCUAAGACCCCAAUAAGCACAUGAUGCCUGCAGGAGAAAUGGAGAGGUAACCAGGAAUGUGUUUGUUGCGGGGACUGGAAACUCAGCGCUUCCAGACAACUCAGCUUUGCUUGCUAGACCUGUGAGAUGAGAAUCUGAAAUGAGAGCCUUUCCUUUUUAUAUCUGAUAAGCAUAAAUAUUAUUGUAGGUCUCUUUGGAAUGGCAGCAGAGAAUAUGUAAUAGGCAAGCGUGAGCAACAUCAUAUGUUAAGUAGCCGCAUGGUCUGAAUGAUUACAACUGUGAAUUAACUGUAAAGAGAAG